Messenger RNA from Dinoponera quadriceps, 2926 nucleotides. Its product is annotated as polycomb protein EED-like. The transcript has 3 exons. The record is from RefSeq and is a predicted model, not a curated record. Bases 236 to 1522 code for a protein of 428 amino acids. Gene Ontology annotation, molecular function: nucleosome binding; protein binding. NCBI's taxonomy places the organism in Eukaryota, Metazoa, Arthropoda, Insecta, Hymenoptera, Formicidae. Gene Ontology annotation, cellular component: ESC/E(Z) complex. Gene Ontology annotation, biological process: negative regulation of transcription by RNA polymerase II.
GGCGUUGCGGCGUUCUGUCUGGAAUAUUCAAGUGCAUGUUGGCGGUCAUAGUUGGCAUGGCUGAGAUCUUCAAGAGUGGCACAGUACGAAGAAGUGGUUGUUUGGUUGCUUUUAUGAACAUACAAGCAUGUGUUCACUUGGGAGACAGAAUUUUGAAUAUAACUGAAGGUCAAUUUGGACUAAGCUGCGGUAUACCAGUUAUUGGAACGGUGGCGCAACAUAACUAAGCGUCAAGAUGAAGAAGGCGAACAACAAGUCCCAAACGUACGCCUCCAGCCAGGAAGACAGCGAGAACGACAGCGACCAGACCGAAUGUAGUAUCGGCAGCAAUUCAACCGCUGGCACUCAUCGCAGUGAUACGCCCACACGCAGCGCCCGUUACCGCCGGAAGGGUCGUCGCAGGAGCAAAACGGCCACCAAGUACAAGCCCUCCACGGACAAGCCGCUGUAUAAGUAUUGUUGCAACGUGAAGGAGGAUCACGGGCAACCGUUGUUCGGAGUGCAAUUUAACCAUCACUUGAAGGAGGGUGAGCCGUUGAUAUUCGCCUGCGUGGGCAGUAACCGCGUGAGCAUUUACGAGUGCCCGGAGGGCGGAAACAUACGACUGCGACAAUGUUACGCUGACCCCGACGCGGAAGAGAACUUCUACACGUGUACAUGGACGUACGAUGAUACGGGGAAGCCGCUGUUGGCUGUGGCGGGCUCCCGCGGCGUUAUUCGCAUCAUCAGCCCCGUGACGAUGACCUGCAUCAAGCACUACAUUGGUCACGGGCACGCGAUCAACGAGCUGAAGAUUCACCCGUGCGACCCGAAUAUACUGUUAUCCGCGUCCAAGGACCACGCUCUCCGGCUGUGGAACAUCAAGACGGAUGUGUGCAUCGCGAUUUUCGGCGGCGUGGAGGGCCACCGGGACGAAGUGCUGAGCGCCGAUUUCGACAUGCGAGGCAUGCGAAUUAUCUCGUGCGGCAUGGAUCAUGCACUGAAGCUCUGGUCUCUGGACAGGGCGGACAUGCAGGAGGCGAUCAAGCAGUCGUACUACUGCAACCCCAGCCGCAAUGGCAGACCCUUCGACUCGAUUCUCCAACACUUCCCCGACUUUACCACGCGCGACGUCCACCGCAAUUACGUCGACUGCGUCAAGUGGUACGGCGACUUCAUCUUGAGCAAGUCCUGCGAGAAUUGCAUCGUUUGCUGGAAACCGGGCAGGCUCGAGGACUCGCAGCUGCGUAAUGGCGAGACCAGUGCGACGAUGUUGCAUCGUUUCGAAUUCAAGGAAUGCGACAUCUGGUUCAUUCGCUUCUCCAUGGACUUUUGGCAGCGAACGAUAGCUCUAGGGAAUCAGGUCGGCCGUACUUACGUCUGGGACUUGGACGUGGACGAGCCUGGCCAAGCGCGCUGCUGCUCCCUCCAGCAUCCACGUUGCACCGCACCCAUACGCCAGACCAGUUUGAGCCGGGACGGUUCUGUAUUAUUGUGCGUGUGCGACGACGCGACCAUUUGGAGGUGGAAUCGUGAUCACUGACAUUUAAAUAUUGAAAUUUAAUACAUUAAAAUUGAGCUUCUAGUAGAAAACUAACGAGACCAACUGACAAAUGCGAGCAUUAAGAAAUGUACAUAUAUAUAUUUAGACGUAAUAUAUAUUACGUCUAACUUUAAAUAAUCUAUGUUUGCGCGCAAUUUAGUAUGUAAGCUCACUCUGAACGGCCUACUGUUAUUCAAACAGGUGAUAUUUCAUACGUAUUUAUCGACAAUUGUCAGUAAACGUAUGCAGAAUAGCACCCUAGUUUGAAGCUGUGAAACAAUUUAUGGAAAUCAAUGUGGCUAUCAAUGUUUUUUAAUGUGCAAGCGAAUAAGGUACAAAAUUGUUCUUUAUAUCUUUUUUAUAAUUACAAAUGACGAAUAAACUGUAUUUAAUUCAAUCCUGCAAUUUCUGCGCCGGAUGUAACAUAGAACCUACUUUUAAAAUUUUAAUUAAAAUUUCUAUUUUAAAUUUAAAGCAGUCUACUUUCUCAUUGGAUAUUGUUAUGAGCUUUUUAAUUUCGGAUUAUACAGAGUGGAUCCCACCAAACUCGAGCAUCUGAAAUAUCUCGUUUGUUUUUAGGACAGGAAAAAAUAUCAGAGGAUAAUAUAUACAUAAAUAUAAUAGUUGGUUCAGAGAAGCAAAUAUUACGAUAGACGAACAAUUUUUUUCAGACAUAUAUUUCGAGAUUUCAAAAUCAUCGAAGUUUUUUUUAAAUGAAACGACAUAUUUUUAUCAUGAUUACAUGAUAGCCGAAGUCAAGACGAAUCCAAUGACAUAUGACACCAUGAUUUUCACGUGAUCUGGAGUGUGAGAAAUUCAUACAAGUUAAGGGGGUCAUCCUGUGUGACGACCGUUUUUUUAAGGUGUUUUUAGCAUUUUUUUGCGGCGAAAUGAAAAAAUACAGAGCUUCCAAAUUGUUACUACAUAUUUAUUACAUCUUAAACUAUAUGUGUAAAUUUUUUUAUUUAAAAAUAUGGCGUCGAUGGCGAGUUACAUCACUGGAAUGGCACCCAUGUAAAAAAAAAGCAGAUAAACGGUGCCCACGAUUCCGGCAGACUGGUUUAUCGGAAAUCAAAAAAUCAAAUUGCAUUUUAAUCUAUAGGUGAAUGGCUAUCGUGAGAACUAGAAUUUUUUGAAAAUAUUAAAAAUUCAAUUUUUCGCAUGCUUUUAAAAGUUAUAACUCAAAAUAGCAUGAUUUUUUGCGACUAUUUUUUUAUGCGGACAGAAAACGGUUCAAUAUUUUUUAAAAAUUCUAGUUCGCACGAUAGCCACACAUAUACUGAAUCUACCAUUAAAAUUUUAUUUAAAUUCAUUGAACCGUUUUCGAAAAAUCAUGGGCACCAGUUAAAAAAUCCUUUGCCAGUAUAUUCUAUGCAUGCUCUAGAUUAGAUUUAUGCAAAAAAA